Lentinula edodes (shiitake mushroom) is the source of this 1281-nucleotide messenger RNA. RefSeq lists its product as uncharacterized. The coding region runs from base 1 to 1281 and encodes 426 amino acids. The record is from RefSeq and is a predicted model, not a curated record. The transcript is spliced from 7 exons. NCBI's taxonomy places the organism in Eukaryota, Fungi, Basidiomycota, Agaricomycetes, Agaricales, Omphalotaceae.
AUGUUUGAUUCCGGAUUACCACCGGGCUACGACGCCAAUGACCAAGACGUUGAUUUACCUGCAUACUCUUCAUUGUCCGGCGUAGGACGUGAGGUACCUUCGAAUUUGACCGAUUUAUCUGACGGAGCAUCGAAGGAGUUCACAUACAACAUUCCAUUGAAAGGGAACAAAUCCAGCGCGUCGUUAGUGUUGUAUGGCAAUGCGUUGAUCUCGAAGCAUUUGCCAACGUUUUUGGAAGACUCUAAGGUCGAUGGUUUGGUGAAGGUAGAUGUUGAAAGUGGCGAAUCCAUAAAUGCAGUAGUAAUUUCGAUUCAGGGAAAAAUCCUUUCGGGCGCGAAGCAACAUAUCUUCCUUGAUUAUAACCAGACAUUAUGGUCACUGUCUGACGGGCAUACCAGUGCAAACGGCAAACUUCAAGGAAUACAUGAUUGGCCUUUCUCUGUGCAUCUCCCGAAAGAAGUUAGCCUCACUAUAGGGUCGAAAGAUGCGCCUCGGGUCGAGGUCUUUCGUCUUCCACAAACUUUCAUGGAACGGCAUGCCAGGGCGAGCAUACAAUAUGAAGUAAUUGCCCGCUUUUCUCGUGGUUUACUGAAGACGGACCAUCGAAUCAUAACACCGUUCAUCUACGUACCUAUCAUUCAUCCAGGGCUUCCUUCACGGCUCAGACAAGUUGCGUAUGAGGGGAACACAACCAUACCGGGACCCAUCGCAGACCCGCAAGGCUGGCAUACACUAGCCCCAGUUCAGAUCCAAGGUAAACUGUUUAAUCGACAAACAGUUAACUUCUCGUGUACUCUAUCUCUGGCAUUACCUCUUUCUUACGCAAGGGGAUCUGUCAUUCCACUUCAUCUAGUCAUUCAAUCAGACGACGUUCAAACUCUCGAAUCUCUCUUCCCGCCUCGUGCUAUCAUCUGUCGCCUUCGUCGAACUCUUCGUUAUCAUCCCGAAGAGAACAAGGCUGUUGAUCCUAAGCUCAGAAAAGACGAGUUCGAGCACUCAGAACUCGCAACGUGGUGGCCUUUGGUCGAAUCUUCAAGGUCAGAGAAAGGAACAUUCAAACGAACAUUGAGUGGCGAGAUCGUCCUUUCACCGGACUUGAUGCCUACCACAUUCAUUGGUCGCUUUCAGCUUGAGUACUCGGUAGUCUUGUUCCCCUUUGACGCAAACAAUUUCCAGCCAGGAAGUAACAACAUGCUGGUGGAUUGUGCCGUCGAAAUUGCAACUAAUUUACCACCUGGUCCUCGUCCAAGGAUUUACAGACCAGAAUACCAAUCCGUCUAG